Quercus robur (English oak) is the source of this 5546-nucleotide messenger RNA. RefSeq names its product protein ESSENTIAL FOR POTEXVIRUS ACCUMULATION 1-like. The transcript is spliced from 11 exons. Gene Ontology annotation, molecular function: protein binding. NCBI's taxonomy places the organism in Eukaryota, Viridiplantae, Streptophyta, Magnoliopsida, Fagales, Fagaceae. The coding region runs from base 326 to 5254 and encodes 1642 amino acids. The record is from RefSeq and is a predicted model, not a curated record.
UUGGCUGUUCUGACUACCACCCAAACCCUCUCCUCACCCUUUUCUUCUCUCUCUCUCUCUCUCUCUCUCUCUGUGCACAAGUGCUCUCUCUCUCUCUCUCUCAAAUACUGAUUUUCCAAACCCUAGAAUCCCUGAAACUCCAAAAAAUCCCCAAUUUCACAACCACCUCUCUCUCUCUCUCUCUUUCUCUCUCUGUGUGUUCUCGGAGCUCUCUUUAAUCCAGUGAGUGUGUGUGUUCGCUUUGCUUCUUUAGAUCUUUCUCUCUCUCUCUAUCUCUCUCGUUCUUGCUCAAGUUUCGCGACCCGACGACCGUUCGAUUCCUGAUAUGGCGGAAGGCAAGCUCGAUCUGCCAGACGAUCUCCUCUCAUCUAAGCCGUCCGAUCACUCCUGGUCCGCCAAAGUGGAAGCUUCGGGUGGGAAUGAUGAGGAUAAGGUGCUUAUGGGGUUACUUGAUGAGUCAAAAGAUCAAUCAGCCUCAGAAAGCAGCAUACCUCUAUCUCCCCAGUGGCUUUAUGCCAAACCGACUGAGCCUAAGAUGGAAAUGCGUGGUCCAACUUCAGUGUCUCUUGGUAAUCCUACUGAUCCCAAUCAAAAAGACAAUUGGCGUCUGGAUGGAUCUGAGGACAAAAAGGAUUGGAGGAGGACUGCUGCUGACAGUGAAAUUAGCCGCCGCUGGCGUGAAGAGGAAAGAGAAACUGGCUUACUUGGUGGUAGAAGAGAUCGUAGGAAGGCUGAGCGCCGUGUUGACAAUGUCUCAAUGAGAGAAACCGUCGAGAGUAGGGCAUUGCCUACCUCGGAUCGGUGGCAUGAUGGUCGUAAUUCUGGGCAUGAAACACGGCGUGAUAGCAAAUGGUCUUCUAGGUGGGGCCCUGAGGACAAAGAUAAGGAAUCCCGAACUGAGAAGAGGACAGAUCUGGAGAAAGAAGAUGCUCACAAUGACAAUCAAUCUUUUGUGGGUAGCAACCGUUCAGUUUCUGAGCGUGACUCUGAUUCUCGUGAUAAAUGGAGGCCACGCCAUAGAAUGGAGGUUCAUUCUGGUGGUUCUAAUGCCUACCGUGCUGCACCUGGAUUUGGACUUGAGAGAGGACGAGUAGAGGGUUCAAACAUGGGAUUUACCCUUGGACGAGGGAGGUCAAAUGUUGUUGGGAGAGGUUCAUCUACUGGUCCCAUUGGUGCUGCAGAUAAAAGCGAAAGUGUCCCGGGGAGACCAAGCCACUCUGUUGAUUCUUUUUGCUACCCAAGGGGAAAGCUUCUUGACAUAUAUCGGAGGCAAAAGCUUGAUCCAUCUUUUACAAUUAUGCCAGACGAUAUGGAGGAGUUAGCCCCCAUUACUGAAGUAGGCUUUAUAGAACCAUUGGCUUUUGUUGCUCCUGAUGCUGAACAGGAGGCCAUCCUUGGUGAUAUACGGAGGGGAAAGAUCACUAGCAGCGGGAUGGUGUACAGUUUGUAUAGAAAGGGGAGAUCAACUGAAAAUGUUACAGGUGUUGAAGACUUAGACUCCACUGAGCAAAAUCAGGGUAUCCUACUCCCAGCUUCCAAUGAUGAGGCUGCUGAUACUUCACAAGAAGCUGCAACUGAUGAUGUAUAUCAAGCUGACGAUGAUGGUACCUUGUGGAAAUAUGGUUCCAAGAGGAAUGCGGUAGAUGAAAAAUAUAUUAAAGAAGCAGAAGAUAAUGUUAUUGGAGCAAUCAAUGGGUUGGAAGAUGGAUUAGCCCCAAUAAUUUCAGAAAGUAAUGGUGUCUGUGGUGCCACAGAGAUUGAUGGUGCUCAGCAUAGUGCUUCUCAGAUGAAUAUUGGUGAAAAAUGGCAGAUGGCGGAUUCUGAUUUUGCCAAGCAUGUUCAGUUUGAUGGCAUUGAGUUUUCCACUUCAUUUGACCUAAGAUCCAAACUUCCCGAUGAUUCAAAUUCUCUCUUUGUUGUGCCCUCUCCUGAGCAGAAUCAAAGUAGAAACAGUCAGGCAAAUGACUUGGAUAGGGUAGCCCCACCAGAGGAGUUAAGUUUGUACUACGUUGACCCUCAAGGGGUGACCCAGGGACCAUUUGUUGGGGCUGACAUCAUUUUAUGGUUUGAACAAGGUUUCUUUGGGACAGACUUGCCAGUCCGCUUGGCAGAUGCUCCUGAAGGAACACCUUUCCAAGAACUGGGUAAGGUAUUGCCUUACCUGAGAGCCAAAGACGGAUAUGACAAUAGCACUGAACCAAACUCUAAGCUAGAACAUUGUGGUGCCUUUGAGGAACAGUUGGACACUAGUUUACCUGCUUCUGCUUCUGUUAUGGAAAUUAAUUCAUCAUCAGUAAAUGACCUGUGCCCGACAUCGACUGAGUUUAACAGCCUUUCAGCUCAGCAUGUUCAGUCAAGAGUAUCUGAGCCUGAAGUUUCAUUACAACUGCCACAUUCUGAGGGUCAACAAAGCUUCCAUAAGCUCAUUACACAAGAUGAAGAAAUUGUGUUUCCUGGAAGACCUGCAGACAAGGGUUAUUCUAUUGCAAAAUCUUCUGGGAGCAGUCGUCAUUCUACAGACAAUCCUAUCAGCCACCCUUCUCUUCCAAAUGAAUUGACAGAACCUGGUGUACCAAUUCAGAAUGAUAAUAAGUUGCACCCCUUUGGCUUGCUUUGGUCUGAGCUUGAAGGUCAUACAAAACAAGCAAAGUCAUCCGCUCCAUCCACCAUGGGAAGGGCUGCUCCAUUUGGUGCUAUGGGUGAUCCAGCUCUUGCUGCAGAGACAUGGUCUGAUGUUUAUAGGAAAAAUGCUCAUGUUGACCCCAACUUGUAUCAAGAUGCCAUGGCUGCUCGCCAUUUGUCACUCAUGGAACAGGAAUCCAACCAUUUUGAUUUAGCAGAGCAGCUUAUGGCACAACAAUUUCAGCAGCAGCAGCAGCAGCAGCAGCAACUCCAACAACGAUCUAUGUUGUCUCCUCAUGCACACAUAAAUGAAUCAGUUUUAGAACAUGUGCCUACUCAGACUCUUUUACACCAACAGUUGGCCAAUCGUUCUGCUCCAGAUUUGGAUCAUCUGUUGACACUUCAGCUGCAACAGCAGCGGCAAAUUCAGUUCCAACAACAACAACAUCAAUUGCAUCAACAGCAGCAGUUUCAUCAACAGCAAAAGCUUUUGCAGGAGCAAAAGAUUUUGCAGGAACAAAAGCUUUUGCAGGAGCAAAAGCUUUUGCAGGAGCAACAGCAAUCUCAAGUCCGGCAGGUGCUUCUUGAACAGUUGUUUCGAAGUCAAAUGCAUGAUCCUGGCCUUGGGCAGUCACAUGUUGAUCCUCUCAGAGCCAAUCAUCAGGCUGUAUUAGAGCAGCUUCUUCUACAAGAAAUGCAACAACGGUCUCAUCAUCCUUCAAGGCAUAAUGAACCAUCUUUAGAGCAGAUUAUGCAAGCUAAAUUUGGUCAUAUGCCACAACAAGAUCAUCAGAGAGAUUUAUAUGAGCUUAUAUCACGUGCACAGCAUGGACACCAGUCAUUGGAGCAACAGCUUCUUCAACAAGACCAGCUGCAGGCCAGGCAGCUGUCAAUGGGAUUGAGGCAGCGGACUAAUAUUGAAGGAGAAAGGCAUAUUGGUUCUAUGUGGCCAGCAGAUGAAUCUGAUCAGUUUCUCAGGACUCAUGCUGGUCCUCACCGAACUCACUCUUCAGGGUUUGGCCCAAUGGAUGUUUAUCAGCGACAACAGAGGCCAUCCCAUGAGGAGCAGCUGAAUCAACUUGAAAGGAAUCUUUCAUUUCAGGAGCGGCUUCGGCAAGGUCUUUAUGACCCUAGCUCACUGCCAUUUGAGCGGUCAGUUUCUAUGCCUACUGGUGCUCCAGGGAUGAAUCUGGAUGUUCUAGCUAUGGCUCGUGCUCAUGGUUUGGAUAUGCAGGAAUCAAGUGCACGUAUGCAAUCUGCUGGUCAAGUGGGUACAUUUUCAUCUGGCAUCCACCCUCAUAAUCCCCAUCAUCCUUUGAUUCCCAACCAAUUUCAUGGCCCUCAAUUGGAUGCAAUUGAGGGCCGUUGGCCUGAGAACAAUGAGCAGCUAGAGAAUGACUGGAUGGAAUCCCGGGUUCAACAAUUGCAUAUCAAUCCAGAACGUCAGAAAAGGGAGUCAGAAGUUAAAAUGACUUCUAGAGAUCCAACUUUAUGGAUGUCAGAAGGGUUUAAUGAUGAGAAGUCAAAACAAUUGUUGAUGGAAUUGCUCCAUCAGAAAUCAGGUCAUCAAUCUACUGAGCCAUUGGAGGUGGGUAAGGAAACAAGGGCACCAUCUGGCCUUUAUUCUGGGUUAAGCUCCUCAGAUCACCCAUUCACUCUUCGUCUAGACCGAGAAGCAGGUCUGGAUAACACUUUUGCAGUGGGUUCUUAUGGUUCUAGUUCAUGCGAACCAUUACAGGAUGAGCGGGCCACCAGUUUGGAGAGCAAUGAAAUAAUGCCGUUUAGAUCUGAUUCUGGAUCAUUGGUUGAGGGAGAAUUGCGCUUGGCAGGCAUCAAUGAGACUGGUCAGGCAAUUUAUACAAACUCUAACAUGAUCGGCAAGUCGAUUAUGAGCAAUGAGUUCUCUGAGGCUGAGGGGAGGAAGCAUGGGUCUAGAAGUGAGGGUGUGAUGAAGGGUCCAGCUUUUGAGAUUCAGGAAGGCUUGGUUGAGCAAGCUGGGUUGGCUGCUCUAGACCGUGGGGAAAUUUUGAUUAAUGCCCUUAGCAGGCAGUCAUCAAUUGGCUCUGCAAGUGGGAAAACAGGAUUCUACAGUGACAAAAUUGGUAAUUCAUUUGUGGAGGAGGUUUCCAAAGUUUCUAAAGAGCGGGUGCCUGUUCCAUUAAAAGGGCAAGACAAUAAUAUUUUGCUGAGACGUCCUCCUGUCCCCCACCCAUCGUCAUCACAGGAAGGAUUGUCUGAGCUGGUCUCAGAUCAAGUUGCGAGAGGGAAAAUUUCUUCUAGUGGUGCUUCUGAUGGGGGAAGACGAGAACCUGGGGUGAAUUUAUUAAGCCAAGGUUCGGACAUCAUGGCAUCUGGCAAGAAAGACAUGCGUUUCCGGCGUACUUCAUCUUUUGGUGAUGCUGAUGUUUCAGAUGCAUCAUUUAUAGAUAUGCUGAAGAGUAAUGCAAAGAAAAGUGCACCGGCAGAGACUAAUUCAACAACAGGAUUUUCAGAGAUCACAGAUGGAGCACAAGGGGGACGAGGUGGCAAAAAGAAAGGUAAAAAAGGAAGGCAAAUUGAUCCUGCUCUUCUUGGUUUCAAAGUCACUAGCAAUCGCAUAAUGAUGGGUGAAAUUCAACGCAUAGAGGACUAGCCCUUUUGAUUUGAAUUUUCUUUUUCUAUAUGUUCAUUCCUUAAAAAGUUGUAUAGGUUCAAAGCCCUUGGUGUAAAGCGUCUAAAAUUCGUUAAUUUUUUCCCCGUGCAAUGAUGAUACGGCAGAGGCCAAAAUGCAUUUUUACAGAGUUUACAGCAUCAUGACAAUUUUGUACAGACUAACAAGGUCCAUAAGGAAAGUAUUCAGGUUAUAUAGAUUUGUAUAUUUUGAGAAAGAAUGUAGUUGCAGUUGGUUUUGACACUAUAAUCUUUAGAAGUGGCAGUUUUCUUCA